Messenger RNA from Pseudogymnoascus destructans, 582 nucleotides. RefSeq lists its product as uncharacterized. Bases 1 to 582 code for a protein of 193 amino acids. Gene Ontology annotation, molecular function: structural constituent of ribosome. The transcript is spliced from 2 exons. Gene Ontology annotation, biological process: mitochondrial translation. The record is from RefSeq and is a predicted model, not a curated record. Lineage: Eukaryota; Fungi; Ascomycota; Leotiomycetes; Thelebolales; Thelebolaceae. Gene Ontology annotation, cellular component: ribosome; mitochondrial large ribosomal subunit.
AUGGCGACAUCAGCGGCUAAAUUCGCACGGCCACUGCGCCUAGGCACAAAACCAGUGUUCCUGCCAAACUUCACCAUAACCCUCACCCGCAACCCCCCUCAGACUCCCGCAACCCACGCCUCCUUCAUCGUCCCCCUCAACCUCAACAAGCUCGAUAUUCGCGACUACCUCUUUAAUGUCUACUCGGUGCGCGUCCUAGGCGUGCGCUCAUACAUCCAGCAGCAAAAAAUUCGACAGGACAAGCCAGGAGCCCGGCGCCCGGCACAGCGCAAGUGGUACCGCCCGCGGGCCAUCAAGAAGAUGAUUGUUGAGAUGGAGCAGCCAUUCGAGUGGCCAGAGGAGACGACGGAUUUGGGAGCCUGGGACAAGGUCACCUAUGAUGCGGCGAAGGAGGACCAGAAGUCGGACCAGGAGCUGAAUCAGCCGACGAUUAAGAAGCAGCCCAGCAGAGAGAGGGAGAGCAUUGCGGAGCAGGCGGCGAGAUUAUUGGAUGGGACGGAUGCGUGGAAGUCGAAGGAUGAGUGGGAGGAUAUUGGGGAGGCUAUGGAGGUGGAGCAGGAUGUUGUGCUGCCGAGGCAAUAG